This is a messenger RNA of Aedes albopictus (Asian tiger mosquito), 645 nucleotides long. RefSeq lists its product as uncharacterized. NCBI's taxonomy places the organism in Eukaryota, Metazoa, Arthropoda, Insecta, Diptera, Culicidae. The record is from RefSeq and is a predicted model, not a curated record. Bases 1 to 645 code for a protein of 214 amino acids. The transcript is spliced from 3 exons.
AUGACGGAGCGCCAAAGAGCGCACGGUCAAGAUGCAGGUACCAGCAUCGGCUUCAAGAACAUUGCCUCCAAGAUCGCGUACGAUCUACGCCUCGAUGCCCCGGACGGCAGUGAUAAGGGCGGCGAUGGCGACGGUGACGGCAGAGGCGAUGGCGGAAAUGGCGGCAGCAGCGGUGGCAGCAACAAUGGUGGCAACAAUGGCGACAAUGAUCACCAGACCUCUGGUGGCAACAACAGCAACAACAACCAAAACAAAGACAGCGCAGGUGGUGAUGAUACAACAACAACUAGAACAACUUUCGAAGAGGACGGUGGCGGUGGCAACCGGAAGGGUUCCGUGGGAUAUGCUAGUACUGCGGUGGCGUACGGUUUCGUUGGUAGUAGAUGUGGUGGUUCUAGUACUACGGGUACUACUUAUAUGACGACGACUAGGGCGGCGAUGGCGAAGGCGAACGGUGGCUACGCCGUCCAUCACUACGAUUAUCCCAGCGAUGGACCGUAUGGGCCGGUACGGGAGGGGGGCGGAGGAAUCGAGGCUAGAGAUUCUGCCACCUCGAAUGGAGGUGGUGGUGAUGGCGGCGGCGACGACAAGGUAGUCGGAUAUAAUAAUAUAUUUGCAUCGUUGCUGAGAACUACUACCCUUUAG